GCAGGUGGGAGCCCCCCGCAGUCGCUGCCCCCGCUGCGGCGUGAACCCCCAGGGUGCGGGCGGGCCCCGCGGGUCUCGGGGCGAAAGGGCUGCCCCGCCGCGGAGGCUGUGCGGGAGAACAGCUUCGCCCACCGGGGGGAAGACGAGCCUCCCGUGCUGCGUGUCCGCGCUAGAAUCCGCUCCGCCGUAAUUACCGCGCCCGCCCGGCCCGGCACAUCUCUGCCCAGCGUGAGCGCCCGGCCCGGGGACGCCCGCUGCGCGCUGGGGCGAUGUCGGCGGCGCUGUUCGGGCUGAAGGGGUCAGUCAGCCCUAGUGCCCGGCUGUGCCGCUUUCGGGAUGAACUUUGCCAGCCUCGUUAGGAGGGGCGUGCGAAGAGCUCCCUUGUGCAGCUGGACACAGUGUCUGUGCCACCUCCACAGAGCAGCUGAUCAUGCUGUGCUCUGGAGUGGCAAGAGCUCAGAAGACAUUUCCUGGCAUUUAAGUGCCCCUCCUGUUUGGUAGGGGGUGCUUCUUGCUGGAUAUCAGAGCAGGUCGGUGUGACGGGCGGAUAAAGGGCAGGAUGGCAGGCAAUAACCAGCUGUGCAUUCGACGCUGGACUACCAAGAACGUGGCCAAGUGGCUGAAGGAAGAAGGCUUCUGUGAAUACGUGGAUCUUUUGUGCAACAGACACAGGCUGGAUGGAAUUACCCUGCUGACACUUACUGAGUAUGACUUGCGAUCCCCUCCUCUGGAGAUCAAAAUCUUGGGGGAUAUCAAGAGGCUGAUGUUGUCCAUACGCAAACUGCAGAAGCAGCACAUUGACGUCCUGGAGGAGCUGGGUUACACCAGUGACAGUCAUGCUGGCACAGUGUGCCCAGCUGGUUCACCACAGGGGCCAGAUUGGUUUUGUAAUGGUGAAGUACCUCGGGACUAUGAUGGACCAAUUACUGACUUGAAUGGUGAUCAGUAUCAAUAUGCAAAUGGAAAAAACAAGCAUGCCACACGAAGACUGGACCCAGAGUACUGGAAGACAGUUUUAAGUUGUGUGUAUGUCUUCAUAGUGUUUGGCUUUACAUCAUUUGUCAUGGUGAUAGUACACGAGAGAGUACCUGACAUGCAAACAUAUCCACCUCUGCCAGACAUAUUUCUAGAUAGCGUCCCUAGGAUACCAUGGGCUUUUGCUAUGACUGAAGUAUGUGGUGUAAUUCUUUGCUACAUUUGGCUCUUGGUUCUUCUACUUCACAAACACAGAUCCAUCCUGCUGCGCAGGCUGUGCAGCCUCAUGGGGACAGUAUUUCUAUUACGCUGCAUUACAAUGUUUGUUACCUCACUCUCUGUGCCAGGACAGCACUUGCAGUGUACUGGAAAGUUGUAUGGCAAUGUUUGGGCCAAACUCCAGCGGGCAUUUGCAAUAUGGAGUGGCUUUGGAAUGACUCUGACUGGAGUGCAUACAUGUGGAGAUUAUAUGUUCAGUGGUCACACUGUCGUCCUGACCAUGCUCAACUUCUUUGUCACAGAAUAUACGCCAAGGAGCUGGAACUUCUUGCACACCUUGUCCUGGGUCCUGAACCUCUUUGGAAUCUUCUUCAUUUUGGCUGCACAUGAACAUUAUUCUAUAGAUGUCUUCAUUGCCUUUUACAUCACGACAAGGCUCUUUUUGUAUUACCAUACAUUGGCUAAUACUAGAGCAUAUCAUCAGAGUAGGAGGGCAAGAAUAUGGUUUCCAAUGUUUUCUUUUUUUGAAUGCAAUGUUAAUGGUACUGUCCCCAAUGAGUAUUGCUGGCCCUUUUCAAAACCUACUAUACUAAAAAGAUUAAUUGGUUGAAGACUGUGUGGGUCAGUUCAGAUUUUUAUGAAG
Messenger RNA from Onychostruthus taczanowskii (white-rumped snowfinch), 1837 nucleotides. It is a transcript of the gene SAMD8, whose product is annotated as sterile alpha motif domain containing 8. Gene Ontology annotation, cellular component: endoplasmic reticulum membrane; Golgi membrane. Gene Ontology annotation, biological process: ceramide biosynthetic process. The transcript is spliced from 7 exons. Bases 560 to 1804 code for a protein of 414 amino acids. NCBI's taxonomy places the organism in Eukaryota, Metazoa, Chordata, Aves, Passeriformes, Passeridae. The record is from RefSeq and is a predicted model, not a curated record. Gene Ontology annotation, molecular function: protein binding; sphingomyelin synthase activity; ceramide cholinephosphotransferase activity.